Molecule: messenger RNA, 1152 nt
Organism: Lactuca sativa (garden lettuce)
Lineage: Eukaryota; Viridiplantae; Streptophyta; Magnoliopsida; Asterales; Asteraceae
Source: RefSeq, a predicted model, not a curated record
AUGGCAAAUGAUGAAGAUGGAUAUGUCGAGCUCAUACAUGUUUCAUACGCUAUAGGAGGAGGUAAAGCUUCAUUAUUCAUUGACCACUUUGGUGACGAAUUAGAGGGUUGGUUUGUAUUAAGUGAAAAUGAAGUAAUUGGUGGUGAUAAGAUGGAAUUAGUUACUCAGGGUCAAAGAGAAGAGGAGGCAGGCAUAGAAAAUUUAUCAGUGGACUUGGAUGAAUUGGGUGAGAAAUAUCAAAUGAACAAAACUAGGAAUGAUGUUUUUGUGAGUAAGUUGUGCAUGGAUGAUGAAGAUGAAGUAGGUCAGGAACACAACCAAGUAGCUGGUGACAUUGCUUUUGAUGAGGAAUGUGAGAAUAACCCUGAAUGUGAGGAACAUUGCAUCUUUAAUAAGGAAAUCCCAUGGAAAAAACAGAAACCAAUAUUGGGAAUGAUAUUUGAGAAUCCAAAACAGUUGAAGCAUAUGUUAUUUAACUAUGCAGUUGCUAAUAUAUAUCAAUUAUGCUUUAAGAAAAAUGAUACCAAAAGACUGUUAGUAUUAUGUUGUGAUGGAGCUUGUUUAUUUAGACUUUGGGCAUCAUGGGUGGGUGAUGAACAAUAUUUCCAGAUUAAAUCAUUGAAGCCUGAUCACAAUUGUGCUAGGAAUUUGAAGAUGGAGUCGAUUGUAACUUAUGCCUGGAUUGGAAGUCAUUUCACUAAGAAAAUUAUGCAUAGGCAGAAACUGGGUCAUAGACAACUUAGACUCGAGGUUAUGACAAAAUUUGGAAUAGAUGUUAGUGUUGGGCAAUGCAAGAGGGAAAAGAAAUAUGCUUUGAGCAUAACUGAAUGUGAUAUUAAGGAACACUAUGCAAGACUGUGGUCCUAUGGUGAGGAAAUAAAAAGAUCAAACCCUGGUUCCAUUAUGAAAAUGGAUACUAAUCCAAUAAGAGUAACAGGUUUAGAUGGAUGCUUCCUCAAAGGAAUUUGUAAAGGGAAAUUGCUUGCUACUGUAGGGAGGGAUGCCAACAACCAUAUUUUUCCUAUUGCAUGGUGUGUUGUAAAUGUAGAAAACAAAGAGAACUGGAAGUGGUUUUUGGACUUACUAAUUGAUGAACUUGACCUAGUUAGAGGAAAUGGCUUGACACUUAUGCCUGACCAACACAAGGACUAA